GGGGCGUGGUUUGGGAGGGGGUGGGGCGAGGUGAUCGAGUGGACGACCACACUCGCUUCGCCGCUGCUCCAAGCCGGACGCGUGGUUUGUGUUUUUUUUGGUCGCGUUUUGUUUGUCCGCUCCGAGCUCUGUCGCUCGCUCGCUCGCUAGCACGCCGACAACGGGGGAGGACGGAGCGGGCGUGGGUUGGACACAGAGGGCUCACGAGGGAGGAAAGAGAGGGCAGCUGGAGCGAAGGUUGGCGGCCUGCAUUCGGUAGACGCGUAGAGACACGCAUAGUGAGUCGGAGAGGACGCGUGCGUGCGUGGUCUUGCAAGGCGGUAAGAAGCAUUGCACAGAGGCAAGAGGCUAUAGCACAGGAGAUAGCCGGACAAUAGACACACACACGCGCACUGUCUGCACGAUAAUUAGCGGGUGUCUAGGAAUAUACAUUAGACCCACAGAGGCAUGCAACAUCGCCUAGACCAGACGUCUCGUGGGCAGACAGAUGUUAUAUAACGGAGGGCGUAGACAUACUAAUGGUAUAAAUACACCAUACGUCUGUGACAUAGACACAUUCACAGGCAUACUAAUUGCCCAAUACACCAAACACACGGUAAGUAGACGGGGAUGUGCUAAAUACUCCCGAGUGUGUAAAUGAGAGCGUAUACAACGUGUGGGACAUUAAUUGACAUCCAAAAUUGUCGUAUUGUCUUGUCAAUAUCUAUAUACAGCCUAUGAUACCGAUCGAUUUUGUUUGCAGAGUGUGUCAUAUUUCAGUCGAUGCGAUAUAGUAACAUAGCUGGAGGAUACAUUGACCAAGGCUAUUGACACACACAGCGAUCUGUAUGAAGUUUACGGACUAAUAUACAGUGCGGUGAUGCCAAACGGUAAUAUAAUACGGGGAUAUAAUAUUACUGAUCAAUAGUGAAGAGGCGUACACUACGUAUAAGUGACAAGUUGUUUAUAUAUAUAGGCACGGAGUAGAACUUACUAUUGUAGUGACGGCGAUUCCGUUAUUGGCAUCGCCAAUAAUAGACUGGAAAUAAUCUUUACAAACAUCGUAUACAGCGCAUAGGGCCAAUAUCAGUUGUACCAUAAGGGUUCAAGUCUAGGUGACACUUGUGUCUUGAUAGUGAAGGAAGGGUCACACAGUUGUGCCACAGUCUGCGCGAGUGGAACAUGCAUUCUCUGGCACGAGCCUCCUCAAUCUUUCGUCACAAUGCCCCUGCCUGGCGGGGCGUGGGAGCGAACAAGACCUGGCACGGGGUUCGAACCGGGCCCCCUGAUCUGUUGGCUAACCAGCGUGAGCACCGACGGUCGCAGCAGUAUCACCAGCACCUGCUGCAGGGACAGCGCCGAGGGCCUGCCCAGCUCCUGCUGGGCCCUGUGGCCACAAGUCGAGCCACCCUCGACGGCACGGAGACGCUGGGGUGCAGACGGGCCCUGUUCGGACGGGCAGAUGGAGAUGGAGCGGAUGAGGCCACAGCGGCCACAGCGGCAACAACUUCAGGAGGAGGAGGCGAUGAUGGAGCUGGAGGAGAAGGAAUGGUAUCCAAGAGAAUGGAUGCAGAGAAGAUGAGGCCCCUGCCCCGCCUUGAAGACCUGCUGUUUGAUGCCAUCGCUGAGGGUCAGGACAAGAUCCCUGUUGUCAAAUUUAUAACUGCCUUAAAAGCGACCGGACUGCGCACCUCAGACCCCCGUCUAAAGGAUUCGAUGGAUGCCCUGCGCAAGACGGUGCAGACAGCAGCUGACGGAGUAGUCCUGGACAAAAUGCUCUUCCGCAAGUGCAUGGGCAGUAACAUCGUGCUGCUGACGCAGGCGUUCCGACGCAAGUUCGUCAUCCCUGACUUUGAGAACUUCACGGCGCAGAUGGACCGCAUCCACGAGAACGCCCGGGGCCUCACCUGGGGGAAGGUGGCUGACUACAUCCCUCAGCUGGCCAAGUUCAGCCCUGACCUGUGGGGGGUCUCCAUGUGCACAGUUGAUGGGCAGAGGCAUUCGAUAGGUGACACCAAGAUUCCGUUCUGCCUGCAGUCGUGUGUGAAGCCGCUCAAGUAUUCGGUGGCCGUCAACGAGCUGGGCACGCAACACGUGCACCGCUAUGUGGGCAAGGAGCCCAGCGGCCUGCGCUUCAACACGCUCUCUCUCAACGAGGAGAACAAACCCCACAACCCCAUGGUGAAUGCAGGCGCCAUCGUCAUCACGUCCCUCAUCAAGCAAGGAGCACACACCUCUGAGAAGUUUGACCAUGUCAUGGAGUACCUUAACAAGAUGGGUGGGCACGAGUACGUGGGCUUCAGCAAUGCCACGUUCCAGUCAGAGAGGGAAUCGGGCGAUCGCAACUUCGCCAUUGGUUACUACCUGAAGGAGAAGAAGUGCUUUCCUGAGGGCACAGAUCUUAUUGGCUGCCUGGAUUUCUACUUCCAGCUGUGUUCCAUCGAGGUGACGUGCGAGUCGGCAAGCGUGAUGGCGGCCACGCUAGCCAACGGCGGGAUCUGCCCCACCACGGGCGAGCGUGUGAUGAGCCCCGAGGCCGUGCGCAACACGCUGAGCCUCAUGCACUCGUGUGGCAUGUACGACUUCUCCGGGCAGUUCGCGUUCCAGGUGGGGCUCCCGGCCAAGUCGGGGGUCUCGGGUGGUAUCCUGUUGGUGGUGCCCAACGUGAUGGGAGUCAUGUGCUGGUCGCCCGCACUCGAUCGCCUGGGCAACAGCGUCCGUGGCAUUCAGUUCUGUCAGGAACUGGUCUCCGUCUUCAACUUCCACAACUAUGACAACCUGCGACACUUUGUCAAGAAGCUGGACCCACGGACGGAGGGUCGCGAUGCACAGGCCAAGUCGGUUAUCAGCCUCCUGUUUGCGGCCUACAGUGGAGAUGUGUCGGCCCUCCGAAGGUAUGCCUUGUCAGCAAUGGACAUGGAGCAGAGGGACUAUGACUACCGCACAGCACUGCACGUGGGUUCUGCUGAAGGCCACCAGGACGUGGUGCGUUUCCUGUUGGAGAAAUGCAAGGUGAACCCUACUCCCAAAGACAGGUGGGGUAACACCCCGAUGGAUGAGGCCGUGCGCUUCGGACACCAGGAGAUUGUUCACCUGCUGCAACAGUUUGAGCACAAGUACCUGCAGGCGGGGAACGUGGCCGACAAGCCACUGCCUGAAUCUGUCACCAAGGACAACCUGGAGAGCAUGGUGUGAGCGAGCAAGCGGGCGGCACAGGGCGGGGGACUCAUGUACGUGUGCGUGCGCACGCACUCCCAAGGGUAUCACCCUCACAGGUGGCCCUGCGACUUUGACACUGCGUGAUCUGUUAAAACCCUUCAAGAGCAUCACCGAAUAUAAUAGGUCAUUAAAAAGCUCUACUCGCUGUACGCUUAGAAGCAAGUGCUUAAAUAAAUAUGACAUUGAGCAUCGACAGUAUUUACAAGGGGUGAUCAAAAUGUGUUCAGGCGGCAGUGGCCAAUACACUAACAUGUAGACAUAAAGUACUAGCGCCAUCUAUUGGAAGAAGUUUUUUUUACGUGAAUAAUUAUUUGAGGAUUUUAAUUUGCCAUCAGCCCUAACGAAAAUUGCUGUCUGCUUAUGUAAGUGUUCCGAUUUGUUCUGAUAUCCACAACAAAUAUUUUGAAGUGGAUUGUGAUCAACUUAUUGGCCACUGCUGUGUUCAGGACAAGAUAGCUGUGCUUAAAACUUUCUCUGCUUUCAUGUGCCGUCCGUAUUGUGUGGCUCUUCAAUUCCCUUUUACUUACACAUCUAAACUGUUGAACUCGCUCACUGCUUAUAUUUCUAUACAUUUCUGAGCGUACACUCUGCGGCCAUUUAAAUUAAGCUAUCGUCAUGUUGAAAUAGUUUUUAUUUUAUUUCUGUUGUGGUCAGAACAUUAUUUCAGGGUAUUUUAGUUAAGCUAACAGACUGGUCUCUCUUAAGCAACGUUUCAUUUUAAAAUCGCGUUAAAACAUUUGACAAACUGAAUGUUACAGAACUUCUUUCCAUAAAAUUCACGCACCGCUCCUGAAAACGAUAGGUGCUUGAACAAAGCCCCGUUAAACCUUAAGAUAAACUGCAUUUGCACAACUACAUUAUUUAUCACCCCUAAAUAUGUAUGUGUAUACAUAUGUUGGUGGAAAAUUCAGCUCAUUUCAUUUCUUGAAAGCACGAGUUAUGUCCUACAGU
Petromyzon marinus (sea lamprey) is the source of this 4149-nucleotide messenger RNA. Its product is annotated as glutaminase liver isoform, mitochondrial-like. Gene Ontology annotation, molecular function: glutaminase activity; protein binding. Lineage: Eukaryota; Metazoa; Chordata; Hyperoartia; Petromyzontiformes; Petromyzontidae. The record is from RefSeq and is a predicted model, not a curated record. Gene Ontology annotation, biological process: L-glutamine catabolic process.